Messenger RNA from Dipodomys ordii (Ord's kangaroo rat), 2337 nucleotides. It is a transcript of the gene Angel2, whose product is annotated as angel homolog 2 (Drosophila). Gene Ontology annotation, molecular function: mRNA 3'-UTR binding; 3'-5'-RNA exonuclease activity. Gene Ontology annotation, biological process: 3'-UTR-mediated mRNA stabilization. The transcript is spliced from 9 exons. NCBI's taxonomy places the organism in Eukaryota, Metazoa, Chordata, Mammalia, Rodentia, Heteromyidae. The coding region runs from base 59 to 1693 and encodes 544 amino acids. The record is from RefSeq and is a predicted model, not a curated record.
AGGGUGUUGUAGAGGCUGAGGUGGAUCGCGGGGCCUGGAAAACACACGGAGUUGGAAGAUGGAAGCUUGGCGCUACGUGAGGAGAGGCUACGGCCGCUGUGUGGUGGGGAGAGGCCGAUACCCCAUGUUUCCCCAUCACCCGAAGAGUGUGGGCAGAGACUGGACCACACCAUGGGAGAAUCUACAAAAAUGUUGCUGGAACAGACAUUUUUCUAGUUGUAUGAGGUGGCCUGGACAUUAUUCUCGUGUUCCAUAUCCAUACUUGAGUAGUAGGCAUUUUUCACUAAAAUGGAGACCACCUUGUUUGUUUGAGUCUAGGACUCAGUAUCAGUAUUAUAAUUGGAGACCUGAUCACCUGACCCAGACAUCCUGGAUUCAUCUCUCUAGUUCCAUCAUGAACUCUGAGGGAGAUGAGCCUUCAUCCAAACGAAGAAGACACCAAGGCACAAUAAAAAGGAAUUGGGAAUAUAUUUGUAACCGUAAUAAAGAAAAAUCGGACAUCCUGGGAGAUAAAAAUGUUGACCCCAAAUGUGAAGACAGUGAGAACAAGUUUGACUUUUCAGUGAUGUCCUAUAAUAUACUUUCACAAGAUUUAUUGGAAGAUAAUUCUCACCUUUACAGACACUGUCGACGGCCAGUGUUACAUUGGAGUUUUAGGUUUCCCAACAUUCUGAAAGAAAUUAAACACUUUGAUGCAGAUGUUCUUUGUUUGCAAGAAGUUCAAGAAGACCAUUAUGGAACAGAAAUCAGGCCAAGUUUGGAGUCACUGGGUUAUCAUUGUGAAUAUAAGAUGCGGACAGGAAGGAAACCUGAUGGCUGUGCCAUUUGCUUCAAACACUCCAAAUUUUCACUUUUAUCAGUGAAUCCAGUGGAAUUCUACCGCCCUGAUAUUCCUCUAUUGGACAGAGAUAAUAUAGGAUUAGUUUUACUCCUACAGCCUAAAAUUCCAUGUGCCUCCACUUCUUCCAUCUGUGUAGCUAAUACACAUCUAUUGUAUAAUCCAAGGCGAGGUGAUAUUAAGCUGACCCAGUUGGCGAUGCUGUUGGCAGAAAUUUCCAGUGUUGCCCAUCAAAAAGAUGGCAGCUUCUGUCCUGUUGUUAUGUGUGGUGACUUUAAUUCUGUUCCUGGUUCUCCACUCUAUAGUUUCAUAAAAGAAGGGAAAUUGAACUAUGAAGGACUUGCCAUAGGAAAGGUAUCUGGCCAGGAACAGUCUUCACGGGGACAAAGAAUUUUAUCUAUGCCCAUUUGGCCCCCAAACCUAGGUAUCUCACAGAGCUGUGUGUAUGAGGUACAGCAGGUGUCAAAAGUAGAAAAGACAGAUGGUGAUGUGACUCAAGCACAGCUGGGGGAAACUGACGUCCUGGUAACAGCUGAAAAAGUAUCUUCACAUUUGCAGCACCAUUUCAGCUUGUCAUCUGUUUAUUCACAUUACUUUCCUGACACUGGAAUUCCAGAAGUAACAACCUGUCAUUCUCGAAGUGCCAUAACUGUAGAUUACAUUUUUUAUUCUUCAGAAAAGGAAGUCACUGCUGAGCAGCCAGGAGCUGAAACUUCUUUGAUUGGUGGCUUGAAACUUCUAGGUAGACUGUCACUUCUCACAGAACAAGACUUAUGGACUGUAAAUGGACUUCCCAAUGAAAAUAACUCCUCAGAUCAUCUGCCUUUAUUGGCUAAGUUCAGACUUGAGCUCUGAUUCUGCUUUAUCAUUUUCUUUUAAAUUUAGUUCAAAGAAUGAAAAGCUCUUAAGUGUUUGCAUGUUUAUUUUUGUGCUAUGGGUUUUCUGAAGAAGUUGUGUUAAAUGCUUGAAACAUAUCAGAAGAAACAAGUUUACAGUAUUUUUUUCAAUAAUGAAAAAAUAUUUUUACUAAUAGUUGAAAUCUAAAUACUCUUUAUUAUCAAAGAGAUUAAAUAUUUUUAUUCUGAAUCCUAGUAAUGUUGAUAACAGCAUUUCAAUGUGGUGAAUCUUCUUUAGCCCUCUGGGUAAAGAAGUUUACUUCAUGUUUUUGGGAAGCUUUAUAAAGGAUCCAAAGUACCUGAGUUUUUGCAAGCCACAGUAGGUUCCUUUUCAGAAGGCCUGAUUUCAUUGGGAGAACCCUAUGUUUAGAGUUCUCAUUCAUUCAUCUCAGAAAUUAGGUCAUCCAUAGGUAUCCAUCUUUAAGUUUUGAAGGGCUUGAUAAUGCUUUUAAGUUUAAAAAAACUGUUUAAUCCAUCUUUUUACUGUCCCGAGCCUUGUUAUGUGUCUAGAAUUUGUUGGUAAGAAAACAAGGUACUGCUGGGCGCUAGUGGCUCACGCCUGUAAUUCUAGCUACUCAAGAGGCUGAGAUCUGAGGAUCACGG